Molecule: messenger RNA, 1430 nt
Organism: Rubroshorea leprosula
Lineage: Eukaryota; Viridiplantae; Streptophyta; Magnoliopsida; Malvales; Dipterocarpaceae
Source: the annotation of a GenBank genome assembly
CCACGACGGCUAAACUUAGCAAACCUGUGGCAGAGGUGAAAUGAAGUCAGCUCUGUCCUCACUCGCGAGUUCAAAGAAUCUCAAUCAAUCUCCUCUCGCUCGCUCUAUCCUGCGCCCUGCAUUCGUUUCUCGCAGAAUCCAUUUCGUCCCCGCGGUCCGCCGAAUCAAUCCCACUCCGGCCAACUUGGGGAGCAAUAUCUCUGAUCAUCGCAGCCUGAGGCUUAGAGCAAUGGCAUCGACUUUCAACCCGGAGAAAGCGAGGUCCCCUCCUGCUGUUCCCUUGCCAACUCCACCUGUCACAAAGUUCAAGAUUGGACUUUGCCAGUUAUCCGUGACGCCGGAUAAAGAGAGGAACAUUGCGCAUGCUCGAAAGGCCAUCGAGGACGCUGCAGGGAAGGGCGCCCAGCUUGUUCUGUUGCCGGAGAUAUGGAAUAGUCCCUAUUCAAAUGACAGCUUCCCAGUUUAUGCUGAAGACAUUGAUGCCAAAGGUGAUGCAUCUCCAUCAACAGCUAUGUUGUCUGAAGUUUCUCAUCGUUUGAAGAUUACCAUAGUUGGUGGCUCCAUACCUGAACGUUGUGGGGAUAAGUUGUAUAACACUUGUUGUGUCUUCGGUACUGAUGGAAAGCUGAAAGCAAAGCACCGGAAGAUUCACCUUUUUGAUAUUGAUAUUCCUGGGAAGAUAACCUUCAUGGAAUCAAAGACACUCACUGGAGGGGAGUCCCCCACUAUUGUGGACACAGAUGUUGGGCAUAUUGGUAUAGGUAUCUGUUAUGACAUUAGAUUUCAGGAACUGGCAAUGAUAUAUGCAGCAAGAGGUGCUCAUUUGCUUUGUUAUCCUGGAGCAUUUAACAUGACAACUGGACCCUUGCAUUGGGAAUUAUUGCAGAGGGCUAGGGCAGCAGAUAAUCAGUUGUAUGUGGCUACUUGUUCACCUGCUAGAGAUGCUAAAGCUGGUUAUGUAGCCUGGGGCCACUCCACUCUUGUAGGACCUUUUGGAGAAGUUCUUGCUACCACGGAACAUAAUGAGGACAUUGUUAUAGCGGAGAUUGAUUAUUCUGUGCUUGAGCAAAGGAGGACAAGUCUCCCCUUAACAAAGCAACGGCGUGGCGAUUUAUACCAGCUGGUAGACAUCCAGAGACUCAAGUCUCAGUGAUUAGAGCAACAGUAGAUGUUUAAGAUCGUUUGAUUAAGUGAUCGAUGAUUCGUUGGAUGAAACUGUCUUGGCCCUGGCUAGCUCUUGUUUAGAAAAACUAUGGGAAUAAACAGAGCCAAGAAACUUGGUUAGGGGACGAAAUUUAUUGUUAAAGAUUUAAGUCUUUAAAAAUAUCUUUUAUGACACUAAUUUGUUUUCUUUAAAUCUUCUCUCUUAUAGAAAGAUUUACCUGCAGUCUUUUUUACUGAUGUAUUUUUAACAAAAAUUAAAAAUAAAU